AUGCACCAGAUGUCUCAGACGGAAAAUUUGAGGGCUGAUUUGGUAAUUUCGGUUGAAGCAUUAUGGUUAGAUGUGUAUAUCCACGAUUAUCUAGUGAAGAGGGACUUAAAGGCUUCUGCACAGGCUUUUCAAGCUGAAGGGAAAGUGUCGUCUGAUCCCGUCGGAUGCCCCGGGGGGUUUCUCUUUGAGUGGUGGUCAGUAUUUUGGGAUAUAUUCAUUGCUAGGACCAAUGAAAAGCACUCAGAGCCGGCCGCAUCUUACAUUGAGACGCAGUUGUUUAAAGCAAGGGAGCAACAACAGCAUCAACAACAACAGCAGCAACCGCAGCAACCCCAACAACCCCAGCAUCAACAGCAGCAGCAGCAGCAGCAUCAUCAACAGCAGCAGCAGCAGCAACAACAGCAGCAACAACAACAGCAGCAGCCACAGCAGCAGCAGCAGCAGCCACCAACGCCGCAACAGCAGCGAAGAGAUGGGGCUCACCUUAUUAAUGGCAGUACAAAUGGCCUUGUUGGAAAUGACCCUCUUAUGCGACAGAACCCAGGAACUGCAAAUGCCUUGGCAACAAAGAUGUACGAGGAAAAGUUAAAACUGCCUCUUCAGAGGGAUUCUCUGGAUGAUGCAGCAAUAAAGCAAAGAUUUGGGGACAAUGUGAGCCAGCUUUUGGAUCCAAAUCAUGCCUCGAUAUUGAAGUCAGCUGCAGCAACUGGCCAGCCUUCAGGGCAAGUGUUGCAUGGCACAGCUGGUGGGAUGUCUCCACAAGUUCAAGCUCGCAAUCAGCAACUACCAGGGUCCAUGCCGGAUAUCAAGAGUGAGAUUAAUCCAGUUUUAAAUCCCAGAGCUGCAGGUCCUGAAGGAUCAUUGAUGGGAAUUCCUGGGUCAAAUCAAGGUAGUAAUAAUUUGACUCUAAAAGGAUGGCCCCUAACUGGACUUGAUCAGCUUCGCAGUGGGCUUCUUCAGCAACAAAAGCCUUUUAUGCAGGCACCUCAGCCCUUUCACCAACUUCAGAUGUUGUCACCACAUCAGCAACAGCUAAUGCUUGCACAGCAAAACUUGACAUCACCAUCUGCAAGUGAUGAAAGUAGAAGACUAAGAAUGCUUUUGAAUAAUCGAAACAUUGGUCUUGGGAAGGAUGGCCUUACAAACUCUGUUGGUGAUGUGGUUCCGAACGUUGGAUCACCUCUUCAAUCUGGUGGUCCUCUUUUGGGUCGUGGAGAUACAGAGAUGCUACUUAAGUUAAAAUUGGCUCAGUUACAGCAGCAACCGAACAAUAAUCCACAACAGCAUGCUCUUUCAAAUCAGCAAUCUCAGAGCUCAAAUCACAGUCUUCACCAACAAGAUAAAAUGGGAGGUGCUGGCAGUGGGACUGUGGAUGGUAGCAUGUCGAAUUCCUUUCGAGGAAAUGAUCAGGCUUCUAAAAACCAGACUGGGAGAAAGAGAAAACAGCCAGUGUCAUCUUCUGGUCCUGCCAAUAGCUCAGGAACUGCUAACACAGCGGGGCCCUCUCCAAGUUCAGCACCCUCAACUCCUUCAACGCAUACACCUGGAGAUGUGAUAUCGAUGCCUGCUUUGCCUCACAGUGGUAGUUCUUCCAAGCCAUUGAUGAUGUUUGGUGCUGAUACUACUGGCACCCUUACGUCACCAUCAAAUCAAUUGUGGGAUGAUAAGGAUCUUGAAUUGCAGGCUGACAUUGAUCGUUUUGUAGAGGAUGAGGAUAAUGUCGAAUCAUUUUUAUCCCAUGAUGAUACCGACCCUAGGGAUGCUGUGGGUCGUGGUAUGGACAUAAGCAAAGGGUUCACAUUUUCAGAAGUAAAUUCUGUUCGAGCAAGCACAAGCAAAGUCAUCUGCUGCCACUUCUCAUCAGAUGGGAAAUUGCUUGCCAGCGGUGGCCACGAUAAGAAGGCUGUACUGUGGUACACGGAUUCUUUAAAGCCAAAAACCUCACUUGAAGAGCAUUCUUCUUUUAUUACUGAUGUCCGGUUCAGUCCAAGCAUGCCACGUCUUGCAACGUCUUCAUUUGACAAAACUGUCAGGGUUUGGGAUGCCGACAAUCCUGGUUAUUCACUUCGUACAUUUACGGGGCAUUCUGCCUCUGUUAAGUCACUUGACUUCCACCCAAAUAAAGAUGACCUCUUUUGCUCUUGUGAUGAAGAUGGUGAGAUACGAUACUGGAGUAUUAACAAUGGAAGCUGUGCGAGGGUGUCCAAGGGUGGUACGACACAAAUGAGAUUUCAACCCCGCCUUGGAAGGUACCUUGCUGCAGCUGCAGAGAACGUUGUAUCUAUACUGGACGUGGAGACACAAGCAUGUCGGCACUCAUUAAAGGGACAUACUAAGCAGAUCCAUUCUGUGUGCUGGGACCCUUCUGGUGAGUUCUUAGCAUCUGUCAGCAAGGACUCUGUCAGAGUUUGGAACCUUGGAUCAGGGAGCGAAGGAGAAUGUGUACAUGAGCUCAGCUGUAAUGGCAAUAUAUUCCAUUCCUGUGUUUUCCAUCCUACAUAUCCUUCAUUGCUGGUCAUUGGUUGCUAUCAGUCUUUGGAGCUUUGGAACAUGACCGAGAAUAAGACGAUGACGCUGUCGGCUCAUGAAGGACUUAUUGCUGCAUUGGCAGUGUCGACUGCGACGGGUUUGGUUGCUUCAGCUAGUCAUGACAAAUUUGUUAAGCUGUGGAAGUGAAGUAACUGCACGAGAUUAAUUUUUCUUUCCUUUGGUUGGCUGUGGAUCAGAUGCUUGUAGUAGUUUGUCUGUCGACUCUCUUGGUUGCUGCUGCGCUUGAUCUGGCUCACAUAUUUAUUUUUCCUUGUGGAUCACUUGAGCUCGCUCCUUCUAAGUUCUCUUACUUACCCCAGAAACUAACCUUUUGUAGUAUUGUUGUUGUAAGUUGUAUUUGUUGUCUUAAAUUGGAGAUUUGUUUAAUGCUGUCUUGACUGGCUUUCUUCUGGACUACUGCUCUGCUUGUAACAUGUUGUACUCUUAUUAAGAAAAGCAUAAACAUUCUGUACUAC
Messenger RNA from Juglans microcarpa x Juglans regia, 3005 nucleotides. RefSeq names its product transcriptional corepressor LEUNIG-like. Gene Ontology annotation, molecular function: protein binding. Lineage: Eukaryota; Viridiplantae; Streptophyta; Magnoliopsida; Fagales; Juglandaceae. The record is from RefSeq and is a predicted model, not a curated record. The transcript is spliced from 19 exons. The coding region runs from base 1 to 2676 and encodes 891 amino acids. Gene Ontology annotation, cellular component: nucleus.